UUUCUUCAGCCAACCACCGUUUAUUAUUUUAACCCCAUGCCGCCUCACCGGCAUCAGUCACCUUGCCGUUGGAAUCUCUGUUUAACGCCACGUGUCGCUCUCUCAUUAGCCAGACUUCAAAUGUUUACCUUUUUUCCCCACCUUUAAAUUCACCCCAACUACCCUCCACAAAAAAACACAAAUUAGAGAUCCAAAUAAAGGUGAAUAUCAACGUUGGAAUUAUCAGUAAAACAAAAACAGUCUCUUAAUGAGUUCAUUAAGGCUUAUUAUGUUGACGAUUCGAAAGUGAAAGAGAAGAGUCCAGAAAAAAACUCAUAUAGCGCACUUUAUGAAAUUCGUGAAAGUGAUGUACAUGAAGGUACAACAAUUCUUAUAUAUUUAGAUACGAUACGGCCAUUUUUUUUCUUCAUUAGAGAGAAGAGAUUAGCUAGGGUUUGUUUGGGAGAAAAAUGGGAAGGAAGAAAGUGGAAAUAAAGCGAAUCGAAGAUAAGAACAGUAGGCAAGCAACUUUCUCAAAACGGAGAAAUGGAUUGACGAAGAAAGCCAAACAGCUCUCUAUUCUCUGUGAUGUUGAUGUUGCCGUAAUUGUCUUCUCUAGUCGUGGUCGCCUCUUUGAAUUCUCAAGCACUAACAGUCUGACAGGAAUUAUCCACCGGUAUAACAACCACAUGAAAGCAGAAGAUAAGGUCUCUGCAGAAGUCAAUGACACAGAGGAAUCAAAAUAUGCAAGUUUCAUGCCAAUGGAAGAACUGCUACAGGCGUUAGAGAAGCAAAUCGAGGAGCCUGAUGUCGAUGAUCUCAGCAUUACUGAUCUUGUCCAUUUGGAAAACCAAGUCGAGUCUGCUCUGACACAAACCAGAUUCAGAAAGACACACUUGUUGAUUGAAUCAAUUAAGAAUCUUCAUGACAAGGAAAAGCAGCUGAUAGAAGAAAACAAAGUUCUGGAGGAUGAGAUAGGUACCAUCAAGAACAAAGAAACAAAUGAGAAAGCAGUGAAUUUAAAUGACAUUCCACCAACCCGUAUGGAUUGUGGACGACAGAGGGAGACCCUGAAUUUUCUCUAGAGUCUAGACAGCUGAAGGCAUCACGUAUCAGAUAGAAGCUCAAGAUAAAUAACCGCCUUCCCAAAAUAUAGCAUAGCAGCUACUCCUCAAGGCGUCGGAUAUGUCAUGCCGAGGUUAUAUCUCUGCUGCAUCUUACUAGGAACUACUACUAUGUAGUCUUCUCUUGUAUUGGUGUCUGCUGGUAUGGCUGAAACACUGAAAUGUUGUGUAAGGAUAAAUAAAGAGAUACUGGUGCAGCGUCUCGAAAACUGUAUGUACUGCUGUAAUCUAAAUGACUCCGCAUAAAUUAGAGGUUAUCUAAGAAGCCAUGGCGUUUGUGGUGUACAAGUAAUUCAAAGUUUUGCCAGUUCUCUAA
Molecule: messenger RNA, 1419 nt
Organism: Lycium ferocissimum
Lineage: Eukaryota; Viridiplantae; Streptophyta; Magnoliopsida; Solanales; Solanaceae
Product: agamous-like MADS-box protein AGL27
Exons: 7
Coding region: 450-1064 (204 amino acids)
Biological process (GO): positive regulation of transcription by RNA polymerase II
Cellular component (GO): nucleus
Molecular function (GO): DNA-binding transcription factor activity, RNA polymerase II-specific; protein dimerization activity; RNA polymerase II cis-regulatory region sequence-specific DNA binding
Source: RefSeq, a predicted model, not a curated record